Molecule: messenger RNA, 1550 nt
Organism: Carica papaya (papaya)
Lineage: Eukaryota; Viridiplantae; Streptophyta; Magnoliopsida; Brassicales; Caricaceae
Gene: NAP
Product: NAC-like, activated by AP3/PI
Biological process (GO): regulation of DNA-templated transcription
Molecular function (GO): DNA binding
Source: RefSeq, a predicted model, not a curated record
UUACACCUUCUAUUAUUUCUUAUUUUUUUUUUAAAAAAAAAAAAUAUAUAUAUAUAUUAUAUAAUUGUUAAAAAUGGAAGGAAAAUCCAACUCCAAUCUUCCUCCUGGAUUUAGAUUUCAUCCAACAGAUGAGGAAUUAAUCAUGUAUUAUCUUCGUAAUCAACUCUUCUCAAGACCAUGUCCUGCAUCAAUAAUUCCUGAACUCAAUAUUUACAAAUUCGAUCCAUGGCAAUUACCUGAUAAAGCUGAGUUUGGAGAAAAUGAAUGGUACUUUUUCAGUCCUAGAGAACGUAAGUACCCAAAUGGAGUGCGACCCAAUAGGGCAACGGUGUCCGGUUACUGGAAGGCUACAGGAACUGACAAAGCAAUUUAUAGUUCAUCAACUUAUGUUGGAGUCAAGAAAGCUCUUGUCUUCUACAAGGGUAAACCUCCAAAAGGGAUCAAAACUAAUUGGAUUAUGCAUGAAUAUCGCUUAAAUCAGUCUCGUAAGCAAUCCAAGGGAUCCAUGCGACUGGAUGAUUGGGUUCUAUGUAGGAUCUACAAAAGAAAAUUGUCAAAAGUUUUGGAAUCUCAUAAAUUAGUGGAAGAAAUGCCACAACCACACCAUGAGCAGUUGAAAUUUCCAUGGACAUCGUCACUCUCACAUCUAUCAGAAAUGGAUAUCAUGGCUCCAAUUUCUCACUUUCUCAAUGACAAUGCUGGUGCUACUCAAACAUUUGAAUUUCAAAAUGUCAAUUCACUCCCGCCAAAUUACCACUCUGAAAAUUUUCGACAACUGAAUCAGGAUUCAGAAUUCAUUAACCAUCCAGCAGUAUCGUAUGCAAAUCCAAUAUUGUACGAUGAUAUUUUUCAAUGACAAAGUACAGGGAUUCGUUAAUAGUUUUAGACAUCAGACUAGGGAAAAAAGAUAUUAGAUUGUAAAUUAUUUGCAACACCUUUUUAUGGCUAAUUUUUUAACCGUGGAAAAAAAUACUUCCUUGAUCCGGUUAAAAAAUAUGAAAAUAUCGUGAUUCUAACGCACAUAAAAAUAUAUCCUAAACAACCCAUUUUGUCAAUUAAAAAGUUUAUAAGAUAAAAUUGCUUCUAGGCUGUUCCUUCCCUGCAUGGAAGGUCCUUUUUGUCUUCUGGUUCAUUGGCUGUAUACUACCGUUUCCUCCCUGGAAAACCUGUAAAUGAUUAUACAACAGGCCAGUCAAUUAGCUUGUACUGACGUUCUCUCAUUCCCUUAUGCUAGUCCCUACAUAUUUUGCUCAUCAUUCCCUUCCUCAAACUCCUUAACCAAUUUCUCUUCCUCAUUCGCUUCCUUUUUCCCACAGCUUUCUCAUUCUUGUGUCUCUCAUGUGAUCCCUGUCAGCAUCCCUGUAUUCCCCUAACUUCUGACUCCACUAAGCCCUCUACCUUGUUAACAUUGAACCCUUCCAAUCUUAUCCCUACUUUUGUAGUCGUGGGCUCUUCAUCUCUACUAGCCCAGAGCUCUCAAAUCAAGCCUGGAGUACUGAUAGCACCUCAUCCAGUCCUAUACCCGGCUCCUCAUUUAAACGAGCCCAAAA